Messenger RNA from Vitis riparia (riverbank grape), 564 nucleotides. RefSeq lists its product as uncharacterized. The transcript is spliced from 2 exons. The record is from RefSeq and is a predicted model, not a curated record. Gene Ontology annotation, molecular function: nucleic acid binding; RNA-DNA hybrid ribonuclease activity. Lineage: Eukaryota; Viridiplantae; Streptophyta; Magnoliopsida; Vitales; Vitaceae. The coding region runs from base 1 to 564 and encodes 187 amino acids.
AUGGCCUUGGGAUGCAUGUUAGCUCAGAUUGACGACUUAGGGAAGGAACGAGCUAUUUACUAUCUGAAGUUUGAUAUCCAGUAUGUUUCUCAGAAGUCUAUUAAGGGAAGUAUUGUCGCCAAUCACCUAGCCUCACUACCGACAUUUGAGAAUAGACCAGUUGAUGAUGAUUUUCCAAAUGAGGAGUUUGUUACUAUGACCAGCUUAUCAAGAUGGUGCAUGUACUUCGAUGGUGCAGCCAAUCAAUCAGGGUAUGGGAUAGGUGUUCUGUUGGUAUCCCCUCAUAAUGAUCAUAUUUCGAGGUCUGUUCGUUUGACAUUCUUUGAUAGGCAUCCUAUCACGAAUAAUAUAGUUGAGUAUGAGGCUUGUAUCCUUGGUUUAGAGACUGCAUUGGAGCUUGGCAUUAGACAGAUUAAGGUAUUUGGUGACUCCAAUCUAGUACUCAAACAGAUUCAGGGAGACUGGAAGACUAGGGACGUAAAGCUUAGGCCGUAUCAUGCUUAUUUGGAGUUUUUGGUUGCGAGAUUUGAUGACUUGAGAUAUGUUCAUCUGCCCAGAGCGUAG